This is a messenger RNA of Anolis sagrei ordinatus, 494 nucleotides long. The record is from RefSeq and is a predicted model, not a curated record. NCBI's taxonomy places the organism in Eukaryota, Metazoa, Chordata, Lepidosauria, Squamata, Anolidae.
GAAGAGGAAGGAAGGAAGAGGAAGCCAUGCCGGUGCGCAGGCAAGAUGCGGAGCGUGCGGUGCGGCUGCUGGAGGGCUACCGCUCGGGGCUGGGCGGCGGGGCCGAGGACCGGCAGCAGCUCCGCGGAUCCCUCGAGCGCGUCAUCGGCGUCUUCCGCAGCACGCUCUUCCGCGCACUCCUCGACAUCCAAGAGUUCUACGAGGCGACCCUCCUGGAGAACCCCAAGACCGUGGGGAGGCCCCGCCCCCUCGAGAACGCCCCGCCCCUCGCCGCCUGGGACCUCUCCCCCGCCCCACUGCCCGCCACCCCCCUCGGGCCACGCCCAGCCACGCCCACCCAAGGACAUCCAGCCCGAAUACCCACACCACCACCAGCAGCACCAGCAGCAGCACAGGCGGAUGAAUUAAGGCACCUGCGAGGAGAUGGGAGGAAGCGGUAUGGCUUCCCGCCUCUCCUUCCCAUCUCCGCUCGCAUCCCCACCGCCGGCGUUUAA